Camellia sinensis is the source of this 2262-nucleotide messenger RNA. RefSeq names its product protein root UVB sensitive 6. The record is from RefSeq and is a predicted model, not a curated record. Lineage: Eukaryota; Viridiplantae; Streptophyta; Magnoliopsida; Ericales; Theaceae.
UAGUUUCUCUCUCUACCUCAUUAGCUCCGUUAGGCCACCUGCUUUUUGUUCCUCAUUACACACAGCCAUGAAAACGAAAAUCCCUCCUUCGUCAAUUCCAAUGCCGCCUCCACUCCUUCAAUAAAAACCCUCAAUCACUGCAUUUUCUUCAAUCCCCAAUGGCACCGCCAUUGAAGCUCAACCAAUCCUCCUCCACCUCCUCUCACGACGCUCACGACGCCCAUCUCCUCGUCCGCGAGACCCUCCGAAUCAGCGCCAACCUCGCCUCCUCCUCCUCCGCCACCCUUGUGGCCGCCGAGAGCACUCGAUUCAGGCCCGAGGCUGCCAACUUGGGCUUUGUCGAUGAACAAUUCGUUGAUUCGAGCUUGAGAUUGAUUUGUUGCGAAGAGAUCGAUGGCCGUCGCUGGAACUACUUCGCGGAGAAGAAUGGAUCCUCCAACCAAUUCAACAAGGGAUCAAUUCGUGCUGUGACCUUGCAGACUCCUCAGGCCCCUGUUGAGGAAUUGAUUUCAUUCAUAAGAUCUUAUGUUGUGCCAGAAGGCUUUCCUGAUAGUGUUAUCCCAUCAUAUGUGCCAUACAUGACAUGGAGGGCUUUAAAGCACUUUUUUGGUGGAGCAAUGGGUGUUUUCACAACACAAACGCUUUUGGGUUCAGUUGGAGUCUCCAAAAACAGAGCUACUCCAGGUGCUGUAGCCAUCAAUUGGAUUCUCAAGGAUGGUGCUGGUCGGGUAGGAAAAAUGCUUUUUGCUCGGCAAGGGAAGAAAUUUGAUUAUGAUCUAAAACAGCUUCGCUUUUCUGGUGAUCUUCUAAUGGAACUAGGUGCUGGGAUAGAAUUGGCAACUGCAGCUGUGCCACACCUUUUUCUGCCUUUAGCUUGUGUUGCCAAUGUAGCCAAGAAUGUGGGUGCUGUCACAUCAACAUCUACUCGCACUCCAAUCUACAAAGCCUUUGCUAAAGGAGAAAACAUUGGGGAUGUUACUGCAAAGGGAGAAUGUGUGGGCAAUAUUGCUGAUCUGCUUGGAACUGGGUUGAGCAUCAUGAUGACAAAAAGAAAUCCCUCCCUAGUCACAACAUUUGCCUUCCUUUCAUGUGGAUACCUUUGUAGCUCCUACCAAGAGGUUAAAUCUGUUGUGUUGCGUACGCUGAAUCGAGCCAGGUUAAAUGUGGCUAUAGAUUCCUUCCUAAAGACAGGGAGAGUUCCAACACUGGAGGAGGGAAAUAGGAUGGAAAAAAUAUUCAGUUUUCCCUGGUCAAAAGAGAGGCCUGUUGUUCUUGGACCGAGAUUUAAGGAUGCAUUCCAAGACCCAAAUUCAUAUCUUGCCAUAGAGCCUAUCUUUGAGAAAGAGAGAUAUAUAGUAACAUAUAAUCCUUCAAAGGGAAAUAUAUAUGCAUUGCUCAAGGAUCAAGCAAAAUCUGAUGACAUUUUGAAAGCUGCUUUCCAUGCUCAUGUUCUCCUGCAUAUCAUUCGCUCAUCAAAUCAGGGCCAGCCUUGUCCCAGAAAGCAUCGAGAAAAUGAUCAUACGGUGUUUAUGCCUUCUAUUGCUGAUCUUGAAGCUCAUAUUGCUGAAUCUUAUAAGAUCGUCUCAGCUUUAUAUGGGCCUUUUAAGAGCAAAGCUACAGAACAGGGUUGGGUGAUGUCAGAAUCGCUACUUAAUCCUGGACGAGCUCGGCUCUGUGACAGAGUUAAUUAAGGCAAUUUGUUCACACUUAAAUCUGUAUAUGGAAACUUGUGUUGGGGCAGCAAGCUAGUGCUCAGGUUGCUGCUGAUACUUUUUGACACUUUUGUGGACAAAGACCAUGAAGGCAUGUAUAUCUUGCACGGGGGCCUUUCCGGGAUAAUGGGAACUGUGAUUUUCAGAAAAUUCUCCAUGUUAGGGGCACAAAUAUGCAAAAUAUGCUUUCUGUGCUCGAUCUGAUGUAGCAGACCUUGCUGCACGGUGAAGACAACAGCAUGGUACAUGUGGGACAUCAGUCUAAUAGGUAAAUAUGCAGUUACCAUAGAGUUGUAGAGUGUAAUGGUACCCAAAAACAAAGAGUACAUUUAGGUUUUCUGUUCAUGGUUUUGUUUUGUUUUGUUUUCGGUUUGUUGUUCUCUUUAGAAAGCCUGCGUAUAUAAUAUCCAGGGGACAUUGAAAUAAUUUUGUGGUAAUAGAUGUCUCUACUUGUGUUAAAUUUGUUUAUCAUUUAUUUUGGGUAAUUAUCCAUGUAGCCUUGUAUUUGAGCUGGAGCCUUUUGCAAGUGUUUUUGGAUUUGUGAAGCCAA